GAGAGUUUCGUCCUUGCCAACAACAUGUGCUGCUGUGUGCAUGCACUUUCGUGGACGCGAAUGCUUGCAGAUGCUUGCAGAUGCUUGCACGUACCUGGUUGUCUGCAUUGACGCAUGCUUGCAUUGAUCUGACGCAGUGGAUAUGCGGCAUUGUCGCGGAUGCCUGUAUUGACACAGAUGCCCGUACUUAUGCUCACGCGGACACCUUCUUACUAUUUUGUUAACUGUCUCCUCAUCUGGCUUCAUCUUGAUGUGUUGCUUUGCAGCUCUUACGAUUUGGGGAUCCAAAGUUCGCUUUGCUGCAUCACAUUUACUUCUACUGAUGUGGGAAUUGCAGGCCUCGCAGCUCACCUCGGCUCACUUUUGUACAAGUUGGGGUCAGUAUUGGCAAUUUGGGGGCUUUCGCCCGAAAAAAACCAUCCGCUUGGAAUCAUCAAUCAUGCAUUUUUUUCUCAUUCUCACUACGCCGGGGCCCGUGACACAACCGUACAAGAGCUCCCACGAAGUGUGGAUCUUGUCUGCAGUACUGGAAACUUACUCGUUAGUUUGAUUGUGAAGUCGGAAAUUUCCAAAGGUGGGACCCGAGGCUCUUGAGGGACGUAAACGAAACUUUUGCAAAAAUAUGUCCUAAUCUGUCCCUAAAUGAGGUUGCAAUCAGCUUGCA
Messenger RNA from Suillus plorans, 664 nucleotides. RefSeq lists its product as uncharacterized. Bases 160 to 594 code for a protein of 144 amino acids. NCBI's taxonomy places the organism in Eukaryota, Fungi, Basidiomycota, Agaricomycetes, Boletales, Suillaceae. The record is from RefSeq and is a predicted model, not a curated record. The transcript has a single exon.